This is a messenger RNA of Micropterus dolomieu (smallmouth bass), 1827 nucleotides long. It is a transcript of the gene bbof1a, whose product is annotated as basal body-orientation factor 1. The transcript has 11 exons. Lineage: Eukaryota; Metazoa; Chordata; Actinopteri; Centrarchiformes; Centrarchidae. The record is from RefSeq and is a predicted model, not a curated record. Bases 146 to 1711 code for a protein of 521 amino acids.
CCAUGGCAGCAGCACUACACAAACAUUCACAGCGGGUUACAGAGCAGCUUGUUAGUAGCCUACUGUAACAUCAAAGGGUCGCAGUUCAUGUAACUCGGGGUUGUUUUGUGUAGUAUUUCAGCAAGAAAACACAACGGUAGUAGCGAUGCCGAAGAAGAAACUCGCCAAAGUAAAGAGGACGAAAGCCGGGAAAUCAAAGAAAGAAGGCAAACAUGAGUCAAAAGCGGACAAAGAGUCGGACAUCGAGAAGGCCAAGGCCAAUGCUGCCCUCUGGGAGCUGAGGGUGCAGGUCACCGACCAGUCGCUCGUGCAAUACCGUGAAGCUUGCCGCAAGUUGGCGCGCGCAAACGAGGAGCUCUCCAACCAACUGUACCGCGCAGAGAAGGACACCAUCGAUAUAACUGGCUUUCUGAAGAGACAAGAUGCAGCCAAAGAGGAGAAGAUCAAUAUGCUGCAGAAAAGCCUCAAAAGUCAAGACGCACGUGCAUAUGAAGAGAAAAACAAACUGGUCAAAGAUUAUACCAUUCAAAUCAAUGAGAUGCAAGAACUGUUCAGAAAGAAGUCCAGUGACUUUAACAUGAUCCAGGAAGGAAUGAAUAAAAUUAAGGAGUUUCACAAGAGGAAGGCCCAGAUGGAGCAGGAGCUCAGUGAUAUAAGAGAAAACAUGGAUGUUGCUGAGAAGGAGCACAGGGAAAACCUAAACAAAACUGAGUACAGAUUCUUCAAAGAAAAGGCUCGCCUGGAGAGGGAAGCCGAGCGAACGAUAGCCCUGGUAGUGGAGAGGGCCCACAAUGAAGCCAUUGUGCAGUUGGACGAUGCCUCGCGCUCUGUGUUCAAGGAGAACGUCCGUCUCAAUGAAGCGCUGAAAUAUCAUAUCAAGGAGGCAGAGGACCUGCAGAAAUUGACACUUUCAUUGACUAAGGAAAAUGCCUCUUUGGCACUGGACAAGGAAACAUUUGAGUUGAUAGUAAAGAAAAAUGCAGCUCAGAUGGAAGCCCAAAAAGAAGAGCUAUCCAAGCUGAGGGCCAUGGUAACUUACCUGGAGCAGGCCCUCAAGCUAAAAGCUGGGGAACCUGAGCGAGAGAGGAAGGAGAAGGAGAGGACAGUGGUCAGCAUCCAGGCCAGCCAGGUAGAGCUGGAGAAGCUGCAGAAAGUGCUUGCCAUGCGGGAGAAGGAAUUGGGCCACAUCAAGCGGCUAGCGAGCACCAUUGUAGAGCAGCGUACAGAGCUGGAGCUGUUCUUCCAUGAGGCUCUGGCUCAGGUGAGGCAGGAGAUCAUGGCCAGCAGGCUGCAAUACAAAAAGGAGGCACUACAGGCUUAUCGCUGGAGGCUGAGAGACGCCACUGCAGGAAAACUUAAAUUUCCACCCAUCCGCACCUUUCAUAAAAGCCCCCACAGUACCAACUCUGUCCAUUCAGACAUGGAGGCGGCUGAUAGGUGGACUUAUCAACCAGGCAGCAACGUUGAAAUCUCAGAUCUCACUUGGGAGCAAAAGGAACAAGUGCUCAGGCUUCUCUUUGCUAAAAUGAACAGACAAAGGGAAAGGAACGCCAGGGAACAUCCGGCUUUGUCGGACUCCUCUGAGAAGAAGAGCCUUUCUGAAAGCGAUGCUGCCGGAGAGGAGCUAUCCCAGGCGACCUUCAUCACCCAGGCGCCUGAGCCCGCUUUGCCCUCGAACCCGAAGAGCCUACCGGAUAUACAUACCACAUGACCUCCGUGUGGCCUCUACAUGUUACAUCACACUGUGGAUUGUUUGCCUCUGUGUCAUUCAUGUGUAUAGUAGAAUACAGGAUGUUUGUUUACUCAUUAUAAAUAUCUUACUGUGCA